This is a messenger RNA of Spea bombifrons (plains spadefoot toad), 2087 nucleotides long. It is a transcript of the gene IHO1, whose product is annotated as interactor of HORMAD1 1. Gene Ontology annotation, cellular component: condensed nuclear chromosome. The transcript has 8 exons. The record is from RefSeq and is a predicted model, not a curated record. Gene Ontology annotation, biological process: DNA recombination; homologous chromosome pairing at meiosis; meiotic DNA double-strand break formation. NCBI's taxonomy places the organism in Eukaryota, Metazoa, Chordata, Amphibia, Anura, Pelobatidae. The coding region runs from base 203 to 2011 and encodes 602 amino acids.
CAGAAUUUAAAAUAUAGCUCCCAAGCUUAUACAACAAAAUGAUAGUAGAUGUCUGUCUUCACUGGAAGGAUUUCAUGCGUUGUAUACUUACAGGCUACCCGUAAUGGAAGACUACAUUAAGGAUAAAGCACAGUAAUCUUUCCUUUUUUCUCAGCAUCGAGUCAGUCUUUCUAUUCUACUGCUUCCAUUGUUAGGCUAAAGAAUGAAUCCCAAUGUUUGGAACAUCAAAGAUUUAUUCAGCGUUCCUCCAGGAACUGGGGGGAGUAAGUCUUCAGGUCGGAAUGGUACCGGGGACCACUCGAGCCUGACAGAUUCACAGUUUUUGUUCGGUUCCCAGCUUUGCGCAGAUAUUUCUCAACCGUCAACCAUUGACUACAAACAGAUGAAGAAUUCGCAGCAAAACUCCCAGGAAAAUGACUCCAGCCUCUUCCUGAAAUACCAGACAAAACCCAAUCUGUUCAACAGCGACCCAAAGGAAAAGAGUUCAUUUUCAUUAUUUGGUACAGCAAAACAGAAAGGGAUUUUGGAUCAGUAUGAAGAAAGCAAGAAAAAAACUAAAGAAAAAUUAGAAAGUGAGCAGCUACAUAACUUGAUUUCCAGCAUUCAACUAACUAUACAGGAGUUGAAAACAGCACUUUGCCAGAUUGAGGAGAAUGCUCAUUUACGGUCCACGUCACUCGUGGAUUCUAUGAACGCCGGUACUAAAACAUUACAGGAUAAUGCAUCCUUACAUUGUGAAUCAAUACUAAAAGUAUUGUCAGCUAAAUGUAAUGUGGAACAAGCAUUAGAGGGCUUUGAACAAAAACUGCAUACGAAUGGCGAGGAGAUGGCAGAUCUAAAGUCAAACAUGCAGCUGCUAUUGUCAAACAUGGAUGCAUUAAAAUCUCAACAGUGCGAGCAGCAAGUAAUACUGUCAGAAAAAAUAAGUUGGUUGUCAGAUUAUAUAAAGUCUUCUGAAGAUAAAAUAAUUAGUGAGCUUCAGAAGAUUAACUUGGUUCCCCUUCGCUUAAAAGACAACAGUGCACAGACUUCACCAGCAGCCAUUCCGAAUAUAUCUCUUAAAAACCAUGUUGAACCACCGUUUAGUGUAAAGACGACUUUACCAGAGCGGUUACCCCUGUUACAAGGCAACAUUCAACCCCAAACCAAUGGAACUAGUAAUGCUUAUUCUGCAGAUCCUGAAGAAAAUGUAUCCGAAUCUACUGAUUGUGUUAAGAAUUCUUCAUCGGGUUGUGAAUUCAGCAAUAUUUCAGAGAAGGGUCCUACAUCUCGAAGAAAAGCUGUUAGAAUCCCAACAGUUUCAUACAAUGCGACCCAAAAACAUACGCAGAAGUCAAAGCAUGAAAAUAGCUACGACAGCUCAGGUAAUUUGUUUAAGAAUGUAGAUUCAUCUUUUGGCAAGGAAAAUGCACCACGGAAGAACGUAGCAAAGGAAAAUGGGCAAAGAAACGGGAAGAGAGGAACAGCCAACAAACAUAAAACAAACUAUAGAAAGAAACCAUCAGGAUCUUCCAGGAGAAAGAAUACAGAUGCAGCUUCUAGAACUCUAGCAAAAACAUCUAAAGUUAAAUCUAGAAAUGAACCUGUCAGCUUGGAACGUGGGACCUCUGUCAUCAUUUCAGAAGCAGACUGCCUGAGCCGUUAUACAGAGAGCUGCGGCUCUUCAUUACCUGUCAUUCAUGCUCCGCUGAGAAAAGCACAGAAGAAGAACAGGGAUCAACUGUCCGUACUCAGUUCCCAUCAAAGAACAGAGCAGCAAUCAUCUGCAAAGCGACAACCCUAUGCCGGCGAUAAAACCGGCCUGUAUACAAAAGAAAAAAAGAUGUUUCGCUGGGAUUUUUCCACACAAGAAGGCAUGGACCUGCGUUGCAGUUUACAGAAUGAAAGUCAUUUGACCUGGUUUUGCCCCUCGAGCCCUUUGCUGGAAAUCAGCCCGAGUCACCCGGCCACCCAGUUCGAGGAAAGAAAUUUCAUGUCUGUGUUUUUUGGUAGCAGUGAUGACUCUGACUAACAAGAGGUGUCAGAUUCAGCUUGACACCUGAUGUCUGUAUUCACAUUUCAUUGCACUCUGGGCAUAAUAAUUACAA